Messenger RNA from Scatophagus argus, 4367 nucleotides. RefSeq names its product trafficking regulator of GLUT4 1-like. The coding region runs from base 2811 to 3467 and encodes 218 amino acids. NCBI's taxonomy places the organism in Eukaryota, Metazoa, Chordata, Actinopteri, Scatophagidae. Gene Ontology annotation, cellular component: membrane. The record is from RefSeq and is a predicted model, not a curated record. The transcript has 3 exons.
GAGAGGGAGAAGGAGGGAGAAGGAGGGAGAGGGGAGUGGGGCCGGAGUUGUGUAAAAGGGGCUGAAGUCCUGCGCUGCGUCCUCCUGCUGCUGCUGCCGCUGCGCUGAGAAGUAGACUCAGCAGCAGAUACGUGCUGUCAAAACGUUUUAUAUCGCGGAUGUGAAACAAAUACACAGACAACGACACACCCUGCUGAAGGUCCAGGACUCCGCCGAGAGGUGGGCGAGGCAGCCUGAACUCCGCUGGACCCGUUCAGAUGUGUUGGUCGCGCAGGAGCGACCCAGCCGGUGGUCAAGGAACACCUAAAGCAUGUGAAGGAAGGAGAAGGAGACAAAAUCUGCUCCAGCGGGCUGUCGCUCACUGCAGGCCGUCUGGUCCGAACUCUCACGCUCGCUGGCUGACUCCCAGCUCUCCCUCACCCUUGGCCCCGAUUGGCUGACACACAGCGGUUCUUCACUGGCAAGCUUUAUGUUCCUGUACACAUGCUAAAGCUGCCAGCUGAAGAACUGCUCUGGUCAGCCCUGCCCCGGAUGACUCAAGAAGAGGAAGCAGGGGGGUGGGAAGUGGUUUUUCACACGCUCAGUAUUCAGACUGGACUCUAAAAACUUAUUAGAUUUGAGCUUGUCAGGUUUUAUUUAUAUUCUCACGCUAAUAACAUAUAAUGUACAUUUCACCCUGGGCAAUACAAAAUGUCUAUUUUGUGGCACAUGUUGUAUUUUUCCUCACACAAACCUGCCUUAAUUUUGUCUAUGAUGUGUCUUCUCACAAUAAAGAACAAAAUGUUUUCUGAACUUUAAGGUUUACCGUUUACUGACAAAACUGCACACCUUGGGCUAUAAAACACAUACCAACAGUGAAGGCUCUCUUUGCUAGAGGUAACUAUACACACACACACACACACACAUAGAGGCCCAUGAAAAAUGUGUCCAAGGUAAUCCCAUUAAAGGUGAACAAGGAGGAUGAAAGUAAAUUAAAAUUAUCUUUUCAUUUUCUAAUGGCCUUUGUUCUCUGGUAGGCUACUCAACACAUGAACAAGUCAAAAAGCUUACAUUUAGUCAGGACUGUAUGUAUGAAUCCAGUUGGAUGUCAGAGUGCCAACAAAAUAUUUAAUGUCUGUUCUUCUAGAGUCCUUCACAAACGACAAACUUUCACAGCAUGUUCACUGCUGAAGUCACAACAUGAUCAACAUGAGUGGAGUACUGAGAUAAUGAAGGUCAAAUAAUGUUUGUAACUGACCAGUAUUCAUUCAGUUUAUACACUUUGUUUCAGCAGCAGGUUAACAAUAUCACUGUGAGCUGUACUGGUUUAACUGGCGAAACAAUUUACAAAACAUCACACUCACCAUAUUUGUCAAAUGAAAUGCUUGUAAUUUUGACUGGUAAGACUGAUAGUAGUUUACUUUACAGGUUUGAUUAAGUUUUAUUACUCUGUACUGCUAAGAGAAAUCAGCAUGAAUAUAUAUUUUUUAUACUGAUUAUUAGGAAACUACAAGGACAGACGGGUGCAAUUCAGUGAAGUGGUGGUGCAGUUUCCCGUAAAUCACCACUAGAUGGCACAAUAAUAACUGCAAAACUGAAGUUAAAACAGCUGCCGAGGGCGUAGUAGCAGUUGCUGUAGUGCGUUACGUGAUGAAAGUGGGGAAAAAUCUCAAAGGAUAACAUUUAACUCUAAAAACAAGUUUCCUGAUUCAUCCAGUGAGAUUGAGAGUUUGCAUCCGCUGUUUGUCACCUGGGGAUAAGUAAAGUUUUUGUUUUAUUAUUGAACUGAAUAUCAUCGCUGUGUCCACAUCCACCUGUUAUUUAUAACCGAUAGCCAGUUCGUUCAUCAUACGGCCCAUUUUUGUUUUACUACGAAUAUUAACCUGGACGUUUGCAAAACUCACUAAGCGUUCAAGGAAACUACAACACAAAUUUAUUUUAGUUGUAGCUGACGAUCACUGCAUGAGCACCCGUCAUGCUGUAGUACUAUCUGAUGCGCAGUGCUGGAGUAAGUCAGAUUAUCAGCAAAAUGAAGUAUCAGACGUUUUAUUGUAGGAUAUACCCUAUUGAGAUUAAUUCAACUCAAUAAUUUUAACUACUAGUCUUGCCUUUUGUGUCAUUAAAGUUUAAGGGGCGAGAAAGUUUAAUGGUGCACUUUGUGAGGCUUGCAAACGUGAGACAGACAGUGAGGAUCCUGUUAGGCGCUGUGAUACGGCAGAAUAUGACUUUACAGAAGAACCUGAAUCAGCAGGGCGUGCAUGCUUUGAGAGGCUUGCGGUUCACAGUGUCCACCUUCCGCCCUCUCCACUUUUCUGUCAUGCUGAUCCAGCUGAUGGCCCCGUGCGUAAAUGGAAAGCUUUUACGCACCGCGCGUGUUCACCUCGGCAGAGGUUUAAUUGUUAUUUUUGCACUGUCACACGCCUCGCCCGGUGCAUGAGUAGGCCUCCGCUACUGGGGAUGUACCGUGGAGAUGUAACGGUGCGGUAAUACCUCACUACAGGGGUGAGUGAGAGAGAGAGAGUGAGUGUGUGAGUGUGUGUGUAUGGGGGGGCUAUAAGGCAAGGCGUGCAUCCGGAUGCUCACCGCCAACUAAACGCGAGAAGGACUCAGACAUCAAUAACAUCUUGCUCAUCAAUAAGACAUUUUGAUGGAGUUAGACUGCUUAAUUAAUUAGGUUGCCUUGAAAGUAUUAGGCUCUCUGAAUUUAUAAUAUUUAAUCUAAUGUCCCCCAAUGGAGAACAUCUGAAGGAAGACUCUUCAGCAUCUCUAUCCAAAGCAAAGCGGCGCACUCACACAGAGAAUCAGACUUGGAGAUUUCUCAUCUUUCAGUGAUGGCCAUCAACACUGACGCUGCCUAUGGAAAAAGCGGUCUCGGCAACAGGGAAGUUUCCAAUCCCACAGACUUCCAGGACACAGAGAAGCUCCUGAGCACCGCCAACACCGAGAAAACCGGGCAGAGUAACAUCAAACCGUCCGACUCCUUCUCCCUCACGAUCAGAGGGAGCGUCCGCUCCCUGGACGCGGACCAGAACGGACACAGAUCACCGCUAAAGUCUGGCUCCACCGGGCAGUUGGCGACCCCACCCAAGUCCUCGUCCAGGCUCAGCCUGGGCCCGCUGCCCUCCCCGGUGCCGCCCGGGUCCGCACCCCCGAGUUACCUCUGGCUCGCUGUGCUGUCCUGUUUCUGCCCCGCCCCACCGUUCAACAUCUGCGCCUUGUGGUAUGCACAUGUGUCCAAGAGUGUUCUCCUUACAGGAGAUAUUGAAGCAGCAAGGAAGUACGGGCGUCUGUCUAUGCUGCUCAGCUGCCUGGCAAUGGUGCUGGGUGUGGCUGUCAUCAUCUUCAUAGUGUUAACAAUAGGUAUGGAAAAAAGACAUAAAACAAACGCACUCACAGGGCUAACUGCAAAGCUGUACAUCUUAAUUUCUCUUUUCUCUGUCUCUCAAAGAUCCAGCAGUGAACUGAGGGAUGGAAGGAGUCUCCUUUAACUUCCCCUGAUCUCAGAUUUGCACAGACGAGAGAGAGAGAGAGUGUGGAGGGAAAACUAAUGUUACGAAGAUGAAAAAAGCACAAAAUAUGAGUUGAAAACAAGCUGGAGAGACUCUAAAAUACAACUUACUGCUUUUUCUGCAACGGACAAAGAAAGAAAAAGUAAAGAAGUGGCAGGCCGUUUCUCUUUCACUGGCCCAACAACCCCACAAACUCACAAACUCAGGAACCAAAGGAAGGAAAAUGAAGGCUGCACACAGAUGUAGCUCUGGACCAUCAAAGAGCACAUUCUUAACUAGCGGUGCAUUGAAGCUCACACACACACACACCUGCCUGACACACACAUAACUGCACUACAUUCUGCUUAUUAAAAAAAUGGCAUGGCACCAUUAGACAUGAGGAUGUCCUAAAAACUAAGGAAUAAAAUAAAAUUAAUAGUGGAAAAAAAUAAGAGAAAAACAAAAAGCAUCAGUGCACCUCUAGUCUGUAACGACGCCACUGCCUGCCCUGUUUCUCUAUCUGUUUUAUCAGCACGGGACUGCUGUGGUUGUGAGAAGAUGUAUAAAAUGAUUCCACGAAGUGUUUACAUGAAGUUAAAAAAAAACAACAAAAAACUCUUGUACGUUUAUCACGUCAAUGCCCUGCUGCAGUUGUAUUGUGAUAUCCCGCUUUGCGUGCUACUAUGAUAAAGUGAGCAGAUUCCUGUUGGGGAGUCUUGUGACCUGCCUGGAUCUCUGCACCUCAUUAGGUUUUACAGUAUACUGCAACAUAUGAAUGGGGUUGUUCUCCCUGUAUGCACUGUUCUUGGCACUCUGAUGUUGAUGUUUAUACAUUUAUACUGUAUGACUGGUUUACUGUGCCAUAGCUCUGCAUGUCUGAAAUAAACUUGAAUGAGCAUG